AUGUCGGGCGCUACGCAAGAUCCGCGACUGCUGUUCAGCGUCAACAAUAUUCGUGCCUUUCACAUCCAAGAUGGCGAGGAAAGCGAGUUGACCCCGUCGGGUCCACAAACGCUCUCGCUGCUGAUGGUGCCAACAACACCUUCUACUCCAACAACAGCACCAGGCGCAGAGACACUAGAGGAGGACUUCUAUCUUCAUCUGUAUCUCCCUCCAGAACUUGAUCUCGCAUUACCGGCGACGACCCAGUUGUUCCAUCAACCACCGGAUAGUUACUUGAUUCCUCGCUGGGACAUGGCUCCCGAUGCUGGUGCUUUUAUUCGAAUCCAAUUCCCUGCCGUCGGGUCUGGUCCUGAUAAGGUGACGCAAGACGAGAUCGACACGUUCGAGACCAUUCUCGCCCAGUGUACGGCCUUCCUCGAUCGGGCCCCGCCCGCAGAGAAGCCGGAUAGCAAGGGCUAUGCGGCGUAUAACCCGGCCGAUUAUGCGCCGGGCGAAGGAUAUAUAUCGUCUAGUGGUGGCAAGGAUACGCAUGGAAAAAUUGUGCUGGUAGACGAGGAGGACGGAAGCGUCGUGGGAGAGCUUGGCGACGGUUACGACGUGGUAGAGGAUCCAGACGUCAAGCCGGGAUCAAAGAGACCUGUUGGUAUUGAGCUCCCCGGCGAGGGUGAGGGCAAUCGUGUCAGUGUCAGCAAUGUCUCCGAAGAAUACCUAGCAAUGUCGCGACACCCUGCAUACAAAAACUCGACUAUUGUUCAGACGUCCGCCACCGCAUCGCGUCUGAUCGUAACGGGGUCCACCUAUCUUGCCAAUGCUAUUACUAGCGGAGCAGAGAGUUUCACGAAGAAGACGAAGCCCAAUGCCAAACCAUUGGCCUUCUCCGAUGCUACACAUGCACGUAUUCGCAAAGUUGGCACCUUCUCCUCCGGCGCUGCAGACCUUUCAUCACGCACUCUUGGUCAAGUAGAAAAGGUAGCACAGAACCUAGGAGCAUCGCUCGCCCGCAAAGAUAACAAGAAGAAAGGCGUGGACCGCAACAACCCGCCUUCAGAUUACAAGCCAGGCGUGCUGAACAAGUCCAUGAUCGCUUUCUCGACAUUAGCCGACGGUAUUCAAGAGGGAGCACGAAACAUGCUCCUUACCAGUUCCGCCGCAGCCAGCACUGUGAUCAGUCACAAGUAUGGCAACGAGGCCGGAGAAGUUGCCACUAACCUGACUGGUGGUAUCAAAAACGUGGGCUUAGUAUACAUUGAUGCUACAGGUGUCAGCCGCCGGGCCAUGCUCAAGUCCGUCGCGAAGGGCAUGGUUGUUGGUCGCAUGCGUGAUGGCAAGCAAGUUGUGGUCGGUGCUGGCGACGGGGGCCAAAUGCCACUCGAGGCCCAGGCCGCGAUGGCCCAGUCUGGCCUGCAAGCCAUGGCGCCCGUGAUGCUGGUCGGCCGACCCCCACACCUCCUCCGGCAUAUGGUGCCCCAGGCACUACAUCACUGGGCGGGACGGCCAUGUCUGGGGGAAAGCGGUAGAAUGGCAGAACAAUAUUAG
Molecule: messenger RNA, 1536 nt
Organism: Penicillium chermesinum
Lineage: Eukaryota; Fungi; Ascomycota; Eurotiomycetes; Eurotiales; Aspergillaceae
Product: senescence-associated domain-containing protein
Exons: 2
Coding region: 1-1536 (511 amino acids)
Biological process (GO): cell division
Cellular component (GO): plasma membrane
Source: RefSeq, a predicted model, not a curated record